Messenger RNA from Oncorhynchus kisutch (coho salmon), 1689 nucleotides. Its product is annotated as SUMO-conjugating enzyme UBC9-like. NCBI's taxonomy places the organism in Eukaryota, Metazoa, Chordata, Actinopteri, Salmoniformes, Salmonidae. The coding region runs from base 526 to 1002 and encodes 158 amino acids. The transcript is spliced from 7 exons. The record is from RefSeq and is a predicted model, not a curated record.
UUUUUUGUUUUUUAAAAUCUGCGCUGUAGAUCUCGGCUUGCAUUUUGGCUCAAAGUGAUCUUUAAUUGAUAAAAAGCUUCGAUAUAUAAUAUAUCUAAAAAAAAUAGUCGAACACCAGAUGAAGCCAACACGACGCCACACCAAAGAUGGCCAAAAAAGAAAGACCAUGAAAGGUGCCCUGCGAAGUGCCUGUAGGAUAUGUCGAGAUAAACAAAUUUAGGUCCUCUUUCUUGACUUUAGCGAGCUAACUAGCUGAAUUGCUAUCGUUCAGGUAUUCACAUAUGCGGUAACAGAUAAGGAAAUCUCUCAAUCCGUUUAUUUAUGUCAGGGGAACUAACUUGGUCGAAUUACUAGCACGAAAGUAUCGUCAUUACUAAGCAGCUUUAGCUAGUUUUGAUAGUAAAAAAAAUAGGCGACCCAGCUCAUUGUUUUUAGCUAGCUAACGUUAGCUUUGACAAACACCAACAAGCGAACUCCAUCUAGCCAGUAUCAAUUGAAUUAUAAGGACUGUGUUAAUGAGUAGACAUGUCUGGUAUCGCUCUUAGCAGACUGUCACAGGAGCGCAAAGCAUGGAGGAAAGACCACCCAUUUGGUUUUGUCGCUGUGCCUACCAAAAAUCCUGAUGGCACUAUGAACCUCAUGAACUGGGAAUGUGCCAUUCCGGGGAAGAAGGGGACGCUGUGGGAGGGAGGCCAAUACAAACUCCGAAUGCUGUUCAAGGAUGAUUAUCCUUCCUCGCCGCCAAAAUGCAAGUUUGAGCCACCCAUUUUCCACCCCAAUGUCUACCCAUCUGGCACGGUGUGUCUUUCCAUCCUGGAGGAGGAGAAGGACUGGAGGCCAGCCAUCACCAUAAAACAGAUCCUGUUGGGUAUCCAAGAGCUUCUCAAUGAACCCAACAUCCAAGACCCAGCACAAGCAGAAGCCUACACAAUUUACUGUCAGAACAGAAUGGACUAUGAGAAGAGGGUGAGGGCCCAGGCCAAGAAGUUUGCCCCCACAUAAAGCUCAGCUGAACAUCUGCCUGAGAAGCCUGAUACAACACCUGGGUACUGAACAGCAAGCAGCACUUAGAGGACCAAUCCAAUGAUCAAUCUACAAUUUGAUAUGUUCUUCUUUACAUGAGAAAAGUGUCAUGUAGCCUACAUUAGAGCCAUUUUAAAACAAAACAAAAAAAUCAUUUGUCCACAAUUUUUGUUGUUGCCAUUUUCACUUCUAAAACACUUUCUUAUAAUUUAGUAAGAUUCCAUUUGGAUUUGUGAUCUAUAAAUCAGGAAGCUACUUUGCCUUAUAUUUAGUCUUAUCAAAUAUUCACAAGGUUUAAUAACAAAUCAUUUCAAAUUGCAGUGUCUGAUACAUCAUUUUGUAACUGAAUCUGUACUUAAAUAAAUUACCCCCGUAAGUUAAGUGAGCCUUAUUUUUCUGUAUGUCUGGUCACAUUGAUUUUAAUUGUAGAUUUUUAUUGGGAUGCCCCUUUAAUAAGAUGGACGUCAGCGCUGAGAGUGUGCUGCAUAGAGAGCUGAAGAGGUUUACCUCCAAAGACUUGAGUGUAUGUAUAUAAUAUAAAUAUGUAGGUCCAUAUGGAUCUUAUGUUCUUUUCUAUUGUUUUAGCAAGUUGAUAUUUGUCUGUGGUAUUAAAAGUAAUAAACACAAUGUAAGAAUUGUGAAAUAAAGUUAAUUGAAUGGAAAAUA